AUGGACGCCAUCUUCUCGCUCGCGGCGGGGCCCCGGGCGCGCGUCCUGGAGCGCGCAGCGGCCCGCAUCCCCGGCUGCCUCUACAUCUGCCUUUGGGCGCCGAUGAUGAUCGCCGGCCCGCUCCCUUCCAGCCAUUUGUUUUGCGUGGACGCGUGGAUCACCAACGACGGUGGCGGUCGCGCAAGGGCGGUGUUCGAGGAGUACCGGAGAGCGUUCUGCGCCAUCGUGAGCGGCUGCGUGCCCGGCUGGGCGUACAAGGACGGCCGCCCGUACAUGGAGCUGUCGGAGACGGACCUCACGUCGUCGGCGUCGCUGCCGGUGCAGCUGCAGUUCUACCACGUGGUGGUGCAGAUGGCGGUGUUCAUGGGCUGCGACAACGGCGAGAUCGAGGUUGGGCUGUCGAGCACCUCGGCGCCGGCGGUGGUGAGCCACGUGCAGCACUCGCUCCUGGAGGAGCUCAUGCAGGCAGCGCCAACGGUGCCUUCGUCUUCGUCGUCCUCCCUGCCGUCCAUCUCCAUCGGGAGCCCCGAGUACUCCUCGUUCAUCCGCUCAAUGGCCACGUUGGCUAACGCCACCGGCGGCGCCGAGCCAUCUUCUCAAGAACUGCAGCUGCACCCGGCUGUGCCGCUGCCCGGCUUGCCCGCGCCGGUAUAUGGCCCACACGGCCAAGCGCCGUUCCUUGACCCCGAUAACGAGGAGGCUGCAAUGACGCAGGCAAUUCUCGCCGUCAUCUCCUCCUCCGCGCCGCCACCGCCGGCGUCCUCUCCAUGGCUCGUCCGCCACCGUCCUCAACGGUCGUCGCCGCGGCGUUGGAGGGGGGCGUUCAGGGCGUACAACGCGGCGCUCUCACCGCGAGCGCGGCCACGGUCGGGCGGGCCGGGGCAGAGGAUGAUCAAGACGGCCAUCGCGCUCAUGAUGAGCGUGCAAAUGGCAAUGCGCGACCGGGAGCUCGCAGAAGCGCGCCAACAUGAGGAUGCCGCCGCCGCCGCCGCCGCGCAGCCACCUCCGCCGACGCAGCAGCAGCACACCAGCAGCCAGCUUCACCACAUGUUCUCGGAGCGGCGCCGGCGCGAGCGCCUGAACGAGAGCUUCCAGACUCUCAGAGCACUGCUUCCUCCCGGAACAAAGAAGGACAAGGCCACGGUUCUUGCAAACACGACGGAGUACAUGAACAAGCUGAUCGCCGAAGUGUCGGAGCUCGAGGAGAGGAACCGGAGGUUGGAGGCGCAGCUUGGCCUUGGCCUGCCGGGCGAGACCCAGCAAACGCCAAGCGACGGCGACCCAUCGGAGAGAGUGGCCGUUGAUGUGACCACCGGCGCAUCGACCUCGAGUUCAACGUCCUGUCAACCUCAGGAGGUGAGCAUUAGGGUGACGGUGCGGGCUGAGUGCGAUCUGUCGGAGGUUGUGGUCGCCAUGCUCGCCCGGAUCAAGGCGAUGGGGCACUUCACCGUGGUGACCGUCGAUGCUCGGCAGCGGAGCAGCGCCCAUGCACAAGUCGGCAUCACAUUGCGAGCCGCGGGUGGCAACGACGAGCUCGACGAGACAUCCCUCAAGGAAGCUGUGGCGAAGGCUGUCGAGGAUGCGGUGGCAAGACCUCCAUCGCCGCCGUAA
Miscanthus lutarioriparius is the source of this 1611-nucleotide messenger RNA. The record is from the annotation of a GenBank genome assembly. NCBI's taxonomy places the organism in Eukaryota, Viridiplantae, Streptophyta, Magnoliopsida, Poales, Poaceae.